Molecule: messenger RNA, 1780 nt
Organism: Momordica charantia (bitter melon)
Lineage: Eukaryota; Viridiplantae; Streptophyta; Magnoliopsida; Cucurbitales; Cucurbitaceae
Product: Eukaryotic aspartyl protease family protein
Biological process (GO): proteolysis
Cellular component (GO): extracellular region
Molecular function (GO): aspartic-type endopeptidase activity
Source: RefSeq, a predicted model, not a curated record
UAUGCCUACAACAAAAUCAUCAGCCACCACUAUUUCAUCUAAAGUUUUGACCUUUUUCCUUCUUCUAAUUCUACUUUUGAGUGUCUCAGAAACAGCUGCAAGGCCUCACAGAAACAAUUUCCCCAACACAGAUUCUUUAGUUCUUGGCCUUGUUCAUUCAAGAACUUCCCUCCUCACUCCCAAAAGGGGCUACUUUUCAAGGAAAGGAUCAUCAUCAUCAAUCAACAAGCCAAUGGAGGAAAUUGGCAGUGAUAAUGUGAUAGAGCCAUUGAGGGAAAUUAGGGAUGGGUACCUAAUUUCUCUCACAUUAGGGACACCCCCACAAGUGAUUCAAGUGUAUAUGGACACUGGAAGUGACCUCACAUGGGUUCCUUGUGGGAACCUCUCUUUUGAUUGCCAAGAUUGUGAGGAGUAUCAAAACAAUGUCUCUGGCCCAAAGUUGGCUCCUUUUUCCCCAACCCAUUCUUCAACCUCCAUUAGGGAUACUUGUGGCAGCUCCUUUUGCAUGGAUAUCCACAGCUCUGAUAACCCUUUUGACCCAUGCACAAUUGCAGGCUGUUCCCUUGCUACCCUUGUGAAGGGCACUUGCCCUAGGCCAUGCCCUUCAUUUGCCUACACUUAUGGGGCAAGUGGGGUUGUAACUGGAACCCUAACAAAAGAUGUCAUUUUGAUGCAUGGAGUGUCCCCAAAUUCCACUACCCAAAUCCCUAGGUUUUGCUUUGGUUGUGUUGGUGCAACUUAUAGAGAGCCAAUUGGAAUUGCUGGCUUUGGGAGAGGAUUGCUCUCUCUCCCUUCACAAUUAGGGUUUUCCCAUAAGGGUUUCUCCCAUUGCUUCUUGCCCUUUAAGUUCUCAAAUAACCCUAAUUUCUCAAGCCCUUUGAUCCUUGGGAGCCUUGCCAUUUCUUCCAAAGAUCAUAGCUUGCAAUUCACCCCUUUGUUGAAAAGUCCUCUUUACCCUAACUACUACUACAUUGGUCUUGAGUCAGUUACCAUUGGGGAUGGUAUUGGCAAUAAUAAUUCUAGAUUUGGGGUUUCUUUGAAGUUGAGGGAAAUUGACACAAAGGGGAAUGGGGGAAUGUUGAUUGAUUCUGGUACAACAUAUACUCACUUGCCAGAACCAUUGUAUUCACAACUUAUCUCUAAUCUCGAGUCGGUUGUGACGUAUCCUAGAGCUAAACAAGUAGAAAUCAAUACUGGGUUUGAUCUUUGUUACAAAAUCCCUUGUAAAAACAACACUAAUUUUUCUUCUUCUAUGGAUGAUUAUUGUUCCAAUCUUCUGCCUUCUAUAACAUUCCAUUUUUUGAACAACGUGAGUGUGGUUCUGCCCCAAGGGAACAAUUUCUAUGCCAUGGCUGCUCCUACCAACUCCACUGUGGUGAAAUGCUUGCUUUUCCAAAGCAUGGAUGGCGGGGGCGGGGACGGAGACGGGAAUGGGGACGACGACGGGCCGGCAGGCAUUUUUGGGAGCUUCCAACAGCAAAACAUGGAGGUUGUUUAUGACUUGCAGAAGGAGAGAAUAGGGUUUCAGACAAUGGACUGUGCUUCUUCUGCUGCCUCUCAAGGACUCCACAAGAAUUUUUGAAGGAAUGAAAGCUAGAUUGAGAAGUUUUGGUCAAAUCCAUUUGGUUUCAAUUUUUGCAAAUUUCUCAAAGAAAUCAGUGUUUUUUUUUUGUUUUUUUUUWAAUGUUGAGGAAAAGUGUGGUUUGGUUUGAUUGUUUGUUUUCUAGAGAAUCUUAAGCUUUGCAUUUAUAAAAUUAGGAAAAAGGAAAUGAGGUUUCAA